AUGUAUAGCCAACCUGAGGACAACCCUGCCUUGAUAUGUGGCCACGAGAUAUGCAGCCGAAAUCUUUAUAAUCACCGAGCGUUCGCCGUCAGAUCCAUGAGAAUCGCCCACGAGAUCAAUGAUUUUCAUCCAUGUUCAGAGCGAUGCCCUCUGAAGCAUGCGAAAAAAGAAAAGCAUUUUCCAUUCGCCACGUUCGGCAACGACGAUUCCAUUCCACCCGAAUUGCCAGAACUCGACCAGCCCGACAUUCAAGAGCACUUUGAGAAGCGUCGCAAACUUCAGAUGGAACUACGACCACCAAAUCCUGAAAAUAUUGACAAUCAUAAUAUUUUCAAUGCACCUCUGGUCAAUCUCGAGCAAUACAUCGAUUUUCAUGACAUCGAACGUGAAAAUAAUAACUAUGACAAUCAUAAUAUCAAUAAUUUCAAUAUUGGUAGUAAACCAUUAUUACAACAACAACAACAUCAUCAACAUCAUCAACAACAAUAUAAAUACAACACACAUAGACAACAUGAGCAACAACAAAUAACUCCAUUGGUAGACAAAGAUGACAAGAUUGUUCUAUUUCUUUCAGAGUUGGCCAAAUUAUCAAGACAUAGUCAUGAAAUUUCUUUCAAUGACAUUGUUGAAUCGCUCAAUAUGAUCAAACAUCAAUUUUUUCAGAGGUCCAUUCCGGUUGUCUUGAAUGAAAUUAAACUUAAAUUUGGUGUCAAUGACCAAGAUUGGCAUAAUUUGUUAGAUAAAACAAAUUAUUUGGUCGAUAGCGGUGGUAGUAGUGAUAGCAGCGAUGUCAGUGAUAGUGAUUCUGCAGAAUCCUAUGAAACUGACUCUGAGCUCGACGAUUACCACGAUCAUGACGAUGAUCACGACAGCACCGGUGAGGUCGUUCCAGUUUUGAAAUCGAGAAGAAGUGUACUCGAGUUGAAGCACCAACAACAACAACAACGAUUACAACAACAAGAAGAACAAGAACAACUCAGACGACAACAAAGACAACAACAAAUAUCAAAGAGAAAUCAAAAACAACAACAACCAGUUAAACAACAAAAAAAACAAGAAGAUACCAAUUCACAUGCUUCAUCAAAAGAAUCAUCAGCGAAAUUCAAUGCACUUUCUCCAAGCAAAGCUGAGGAUACUCCUACCAAAUCUUCAAAGACACACGAUGAACCAUCUACUCCUGAACCACGUAGCCACCCAGGACGUCCUAGCACUAACCCAGUCGAAGCCGAGACUAUCUCUCUCACAAAGAGCAAUAUUAAAUUAUCGAAAUCACCAUGUUCCAUUCAUGUGAUUAUGAACACCACAUUCCAAAUGCUCAGAAACACCGCCAUUAUGUUUGAACCAAAGGAGUUCAGACGAUACGAUGAGCUUCUCUAUGAUUACAAUUACACCAAGCGCGAGUUGGUCAAUGUUAAUCGUGAGCAUCUCAGAGUGUCAGAGAAGAACGCAGAGCUGAAAAAGAGUAUUUCAGAGGCCGCCGAGAAGAUAGAGCAACUCAAGAUCAACAAGAGACUGGCCAAGUCAUACGAAAAAGACUCAGAGAUACUGGCAGCGAUGCAGUCGGAUCUCGAACAACACUACUCUGACAACGAUGUAAUCAACGUUAUAAGCAACCAUGAGUAUCUACUCUACAAAUUCCUCCAACUGAAGCAUGGAAAGCGACCUGUCUCAAGCGCCUCAAAGUCAAAGACCGAUCUCGAAACUGAAAUUUCAAACGACACCGAUAAGAAAGUGAAAAAGUUGAAAUUAUCAAAGAAAACAAGAUCUGAUGUUUAUAGACAAAUAGAUAUUGAAGGUUCUUCUGAAUUAACAAAACUUACUAUUCUUUGGGGUCAAUAUAGAAGUUUAAUAAGAGUUGUUCAGUCUGAUGAUUUCAAGAUUAGAGAUUCACAAUAUAUUAGACAAUCUUAUUUCUUUGGAAACAAUUAUAUCAUACUCUUUGGAAAGCAUGUCAAUCUAUCGUAUAUUGAUAUUUUGGUCAAUCAAUUGGGUCCUUUCAUUGAGCGUCACAACCAGAUAGACAAGUUGGUCAGUCUCGAUUGUCGAAUGGAUGUCAUGAGAAAGCAAAGUUUCAAUUCACACAAAAAGUAUUCAGAGAAAUGUCUUGAGAAAUCAGCUGAGAGCAGCAAUAACAACAACAGCAGCAACAGCAACAACGCAACUGAUAUUGCCGCUCAAAACAAAAAGAGAAAAUCAGCAGAGGGCAAAUCAACCAUCAAUAUCAUCGAAGAAGUUCGUAAAUUCUACAUCACUCAAUUCGAUGAAAACUCUCCGAAUACCAUCUAUCCUGUAGUCAAUGAUUGUUUUGGUUCGAAUAAAGUUGAAAUAGGUGUAGUAAAAGUAUUGAGAUAUACGAUGGGAUGUAAAAAACUCUACAAUAUAAUUACUCAAGCAGUAGAGUUAGUAAUUGUAAAUGAUUCACCAAUGAAAUCACCUCAUUAG
This is a messenger RNA of Heterostelium album PN500, 2442 nucleotides long. RefSeq lists its product as uncharacterized. Bases 1 to 2442 code for a protein of 813 amino acids. NCBI's taxonomy places the organism in Eukaryota, Evosea, Eumycetozoa, Acytosteliales, Acytosteliaceae. Gene Ontology annotation, cellular component: mediator complex. Gene Ontology annotation, biological process: regulation of transcription by RNA polymerase II. Gene Ontology annotation, molecular function: transcription coactivator activity. The transcript has 5 exons. The record is from RefSeq and is a predicted model, not a curated record.